Molecule: messenger RNA, 699 nt
Organism: Macrosiphum euphorbiae (potato aphid)
Lineage: Eukaryota; Metazoa; Arthropoda; Insecta; Hemiptera; Aphididae
Source: the annotation of a GenBank genome assembly
AUGACUGACGACUACGGAAGUAUGGAGGACAAUGCUGGUGAUAUGAAUACCAAAUUUGGGCUGCGAUUGCGUGGGCGCAAAGGAGCUUUGAAAAAGAAGAACGUCUACAACGUCAAGGAUCACAAAUUUAUACCGAGAUUCUUUAAGCAACCGACUUUCUGUAGCCACUGCAAGGACUUCAUAUGGGGUUUUGGAAAACAAGGAUUUCAAUGUCAAGUAUGCAGUUUUGUUGUGCACAAACGAUGUCACGAAUUUGUUUCCUUUACUUGCCCCGGAGCUGACAAGGGACCUGAUUCUGAUUCUUCCAGGACCAAACACAGGUUCAAAGUGCAUACCUACGCUAGUCCGGCAUUUUGCGACCAUUGUGGCUCAUUAUUGUACGGUAUCCUACAUCAGGGAAUGAAAUGUGAAGCAUGUGAUAUGAAUGUACAUAAGCGGUGCCAGGAGAGUGUUCCCAACUUAUGCGGUUGCGAUCAUACUGAACGACGUGGACGAAUAGAAGUGAAAGUCACGUGCCACGGAACAAAACUUAUCAUAGAAAUUCGCCAAGGAAAAAAUCUCAUUCCAAUGGAUCCUAACGGGUCAUCAGACCCCUAUGUGAAGUUGAAACUUAUACCAGAUACAGACAACAUAAAGAAGAAAACCAAGACAAUCAAAUCGUCGUUAAAUCCCGUAUGGAAUGAGACAAUUACGUUGUGA